This is a messenger RNA of Acanthosepion pharaonis, 873 nucleotides long. The record is from the annotation of a GenBank genome assembly. NCBI's taxonomy places the organism in Eukaryota, Metazoa, Mollusca, Cephalopoda, Sepiida, Sepiidae.
AUGGUUGAUUUACGAGAACGUAUUUUGUCGCAUUUAGACAACGAGGAAGAUGUUGACACGUUGUAUUUAGCCGAAAAAUGGAAUGAAGAUCACCAGAAAAUUGUUGGUUCAGUGAAAAGUUUACAAUCUCACGAAGGUUUGAUUGAAGUAAAGCAGAAAAGUUCUUUGAAAUUGGAAUUAACAAAUGAAGGCAAAGCAGUUGCAGAUACAGGCAGUCAUGAAGCUUUGAUCUUUUGUGCAAUUCCUGAAGAGGGAAUAUUGCAGUCAGAAAUUAUGAAAAAUAUUCCUAAUGCCAAAAUUGGUUUCAAUAAAGCAAUGUCUGCUGGAUGGAUUAGAAUAGAUAAAAAUGCAGAAGGAGGAGCUAAAGUUUUUCGUAAGGUUGAAAAAAUCACUGACUCUGUGCAAGAAACACUGCAGCAGUUAGAAGAUGGGACAAUAACAAAACUCCCAGAUGCCCAGUAUAAAGACUACAAGAAAAGAAAAUUACUUAUUGAAGUUAAAGUGACCAGCUAUGUUCUAAGAAAAGGUCCCAAUUUCAGUCUUACAAUUUCUGAACCAGAAAAAGAUUUGACUGAUGAAAUGCUUACAACUGGUUCUUGGAAAAAUCAAGAAUUCAAGCCUUACAAUUUUGAUGCUCUUGGAAUUAUGCCACAGUCAGGUCAUCUACAUCCGCUGCUCAAAGUCCGUGCUCAAUAUAUGAACAUUUUUUUAGAAAUGGGCUUUUCUGAGAUGCCAACAAAUAAUUUUGUAGAAAGCAGCUUCUGGAAUUUUGAUGCUUUGUUCCAACCGCAACAACAUCCUGCACGAGAUGCACAUGACACUUUUUUCCUUUCUAAUAAUCAACAAAUUUUAAUUAAACUAUAUAUUUGUUAA